Molecule: messenger RNA, 2913 nt
Organism: Meyerozyma guilliermondii ATCC 6260
Lineage: Eukaryota; Fungi; Ascomycota; Pichiomycetes; Serinales; Debaryomycetaceae
Gene: VPS11
Product: tethering complex subunit
Exons: 1
Coding region: 1-2913 (970 amino acids)
Biological process (GO): vesicle-mediated transport; vacuole organization; organelle fusion
Cellular component (GO): endosome; HOPS complex
Molecular function (GO): protein-macromolecule adaptor activity; protein binding
Source: RefSeq, a predicted model, not a curated record
AUGGCGUGGCGUCAAUUCCAGCUCUUCGACACCAUCCCUAUACGAGAUCCCAAUUACAGGUCGAAUGAUCAACUUUACUCGGAUCUGUCGUUAUCGGCAAUCGGCGGCUCUUCCAACUAUCUCGUGAUAGCUGUAAAGCUGGCGUCUUUAAAGGUCAUAAACAAGCAGAUGGAGGCCGUGGGAGAGUUCCAGGCGUAUGACUGGGAUUAUAGGAUCACUUUUGUCAAAUCUGUGCCGAAUUCAGAUUUGGUAUUGACUAUAGCGGAGAAACUAGGAUCUCCACCCAUCAUUAAGUUAUGGGAUUUGCACAAAGUUUUGGACGCAGUACAGUCAGGAGUAGUAGAAACUCAUUUCAAGUACCAUACUAUGGUAACAAUCCACAAUGGCGACAAUUCAUACCCUAUAAGCUGCUUUCUGUUCAAUCACAGCCUCACAUGUUUGGCCAUAGGAUACACGAAUGGAAAAGUAGUUCUUGUUCGUGGAGAUCUUAUUCGAGACCGAGGAUCUAAGCAGCGAAUAGUGUACGAUUCCCACGACUCAAUCACAGGAGUUCAUUUCAAUAAGGCAUACGAUCUUAUUUAUGUGACCACCACCUCGAGAAUAAUCACCGUACAGACCACCGGCAGAAACUAUGGCCAGCCAAGUCGGAUCUUGUCCAAGAAAACAGGCGUGGACUUGCUCUGCAGUACCAUUGAUGACGAAACUCAAAAUAUGAUUGUGGCUACUCCAGAAUCCAUUCGCUAUUAUUCGCACCUUCGAAAGCUAGAAACUAUCUUGUUAGAUAUGCCGAAAAGGACCAUCCACAAGUACCACAAGAAUUACUUGCUAAUAGUGUCGCUUUCAGGCGAAGACUUGCAACUGACUAGAGUGGUGAUAAUCGACUUGGUCAACAAACAUAUUUCCUUCAGUCUCACCAUCCCAAAUGCAUCGAUCACUCACGUAUUCACAAUGUGGGACGACAUUUACCUCCUUGAUUCCAACGGCCUCCUCUAUCAACUCCAUGAAAAACCUAUUAACCAGCAGAUCGAAAUCAUUCUCCAGCGACAAUUGUUUUCCAUAGCUCAUAAACUUGCCGUGCAAUGGAAUCUUCCCAAAAAAAUGCUUUUAAAGAUUGAAAGACAGCAUGGAGACCAUCUCUACGAAUCUGGAAGCUUUGAGGAAUCAAUCCAAUGCUAUGCUCGCUGCCUCAACUUUUUUGACUGGAACGAUACCUCUGAUGAAACGGUUCAGGAAUUCAUUAUGAGCAUCAUUAUCAAAUUCAAAGACGUUUCCAAUACGAAAAAUCUCACGCAGUUCUUGACCAGCUUAUCUGAAAUCGGGUUUGCUGAUAACGAUCACAUUACUCUUCUCCUCUGUUGCUAUUGCAAGCUUCAGAUGGUUGAUGAGCUCGAUAAAUUUAUUGAAAAUUUGGACUUGUCUAAGAGUUCUAGUCUUCACAACUUAAAUUUCCAGUUGAUCAUAAAUCUUUUUAAGGAGUGUCAGUUUUAUCCUCAGGUGAUCAAAUUGCUAAAUAAGCUAGACCAGCCCAAUUUGAUUGUGGCUAUACAGCUCAACGACUUGAAACAGCCCAACCAGUGUCUCAAAUUCGUGAAGGGACUUCCAGUAGACGACUUGUUGUUGAUUUUGAUUGAGCAUUCGAAACAGUUACUAGAACAAUUACCACUUGAAACCACCGAACUUCUUAUCAAUGUGUUCACUGGAAGCUACAAACCAAUCAAGAUUGAGCCUACCGUCGACACAGAAAAUGGGAAAGCGAACGAGGCCGAGACUACAGGCACCCUCAGCAGUUAUAUGGCGUUUCUCAACUAUAUAGGUGGAGACCUGAAGGUUGAAAAGCUUCCUGAACCCAGCGAACCUACUUAUAUGCCUCCAAGGGCAAGUUUGAUAUUUUCAAGCUUUAUCAAUAAUCCAUACGAAUUCGUUAUCUUUUUGGAGGCAUGCAUACAUACUUUUGACAAGUACCAAGGAAAUUCCAACGACAAGAAAGACUUAUUGAUAACAUUGUUUGAAAGAUAUCUUUCAUUGGCAAAAUCGGACCCAGAGAAUGCCACUGAGUGGCUGAAAAAGGCUAAUGCUUUAAUUGCUCAAUAUCCAAAACUUUUGGACAGGCUGUCUGUGUUGUUACUUUCACAUAUUAAUGGGUUUCAAGAGGGCGAGAAGUUUUCUCAGCAGCAAAGUGGAUUCGAGGAAAGUUUAUUUCAAAGCGCUCAAAUCGUUGGUGAUAUUAAUGAGUGUUUCAAUAUUGUGAAGACGUACGGAGAUGCGAAACCAGCGCUAUUCAUGAUGUUGUUGCGGUACAUGGUUUCGCUGAAGACAGUAUUCAACAAAACUACACAAAAGGACAUGUCGUAUGUCCUUCGGAAUAUUCAAACGCAUCGUUUGGCAACGCCAAUAGAAGUGGUACGCAUACUAAGCAGCAAGGAUUUCACCACUUUAGGACUAGUGAAGGAUUAUCUCAUCGAAUACCUUGACGAGCAGUCACAGGAGAUAUCCAAUAACGAAAAACUUAUCCAGUCGUAUGAGAGCGAAUCCACCAAAAAUACUCUCAAACUAAACGAGUUGAAAUCACAACCAUUUUUGCUUCAGAACAACAAGUGCUCUAUGUGCCACUUGAAACUUGACUUUCCAAUGGUCCAUUUCAAAUGCAAACACUCUUAUCACCAGCGGUGUUUGAAUGAAAAUACGUUUAUGGCAGUAUCCAAACUGGCUAAUGAUUCAACUCAGCGCUGUCCUCUUUGCUUUAAAGACUUUGAUCAGGUUUCAGCACUCCGCGAGGAACAACUACAAGCCAAGGAUCAAGAACAAGAGUUCCAGCAACUCUUGGAAGAAACCACAGAUCGGUUCAGAUUGAUUACGGAUUACUUGGGUCGAGGAGUCAUGGAGGAAGAAUACGUUCCUAUCGUCGAGGAUUAA